Messenger RNA from Prorocentrum cordatum, 439 nucleotides. The record is from the annotation of a GenBank genome assembly. Lineage: Eukaryota; Dinophyceae; Prorocentrales; Prorocentraceae.
AGGUCUGCACUCAGCCGAUGAGGUCGCAGGCCCUGAGCGACCAGAAGCGCCGGAAACUUGGCCAGCUGUGGGAUGCGCUGCUGGAGGCCGAUCGCCUGGAGGACCUGGACGAGAAUGCCGUGUCCGAGGCCGCGCAGCUGGUCGACGACGAGCUGGGUGGAAGCCCCGCGACGAAGGCGCUGGUGUACUUCAGCGGUUUCCGGCUGGCGGUCGCCUCGGGCGAGCUGGGCAAGGCGGCGCCGCUCGCGGCGAGGGCCAGGGAUUGCACCAUCCUGGCUGAGGGGCGCGACUCCCUCUACGUCGCGGCGUUCAACGGCUACGCGAAGGACCCGGCGAGCUUCCUCAGGGACAGAGACAAGUGGAUCAUGCCGCCUUGAGAAAAGAGUUGCCCUCUCUCCGUUCCCUUUGCGCUAGGUCGGGCAUGUCCUUCUACAGGUGG